CCUGGACAGACAGUUGUUGUAACGCCCGGACGGCGCCUGGGCUUGGCGCAGGAGUACGAAGCUGGAAUCGGAACAUAUGUGCGCAACGGCAUGGUCUACUCUUCGAUCCUCGGCACAAGAAAGACCAAGGAGCCCACCACUGGCAAGCCGGUGCUAUAUGUCGAGCGGGACAAUGCCAAAUUCGCAAUCCCUGUGGUCGGCUGCGAGGUGCUGGGCCGUGUUGUGCGGAUCAACCCGCGCGCGGCAUCGGUCGCGAUCAUGAUGGUGGGACCUGUCCCCUGCCAGGAGGACUUUUUGGGCAUGGUGCGUGUGCAGGACAUCCGGGCCACCGAGAAGGACACGGUGGUGAUGGUCGAGUCGUUCAAGCCCGGCGAUAUUAUUCGCGCAGAAGUUAUUUCGCUGGGCGACCAGAGAUCCUACUUUUUGUCGACGACCAAGAACGAGCACGGCGUGGUGUUUGCGCAGAGCAGUGAUGGCAACACCAUGGUCCCAGUGUCAUGGGAGGAAAUGCAGGACCCCGAGACGCUGAUUGUCGAGAAGCGCAAGUGCGCAAAGACCUUCUAGAUACUAGCCUUUUUACUGUGUCCUGGCCUUGCAAAAAAUGUAUGAAACAG
Messenger RNA from Linderina pennispora, 614 nucleotides. RefSeq lists its product as uncharacterized. Gene Ontology annotation, molecular function: RNA binding. The record is from RefSeq and is a predicted model, not a curated record. The coding region runs from base 91 to 564 and encodes 157 amino acids. Lineage: Eukaryota; Fungi; Kickxellomycota; Kickxellomycetes; Kickxellales; Kickxellaceae. The transcript has 2 exons. Gene Ontology annotation, cellular component: cytoplasm; nuclear exosome (RNase complex). Gene Ontology annotation, biological process: RNA processing.